Molecule: messenger RNA, 1078 nt
Organism: Sus scrofa (pig)
Lineage: Eukaryota; Metazoa; Chordata; Mammalia; Artiodactyla; Suidae
Product: tryptase
Biological process (GO): proteolysis
Molecular function (GO): serine-type endopeptidase activity
Source: RefSeq, marked provisional
GGGCCCGCACAGAAGGGGACCCUGCUCCCCCGCAAAGGCAGCCUGCGCCUCCAGCCACCCAUCCUUCCCAGAAGCUGGUGCUGGGAGUCCAAGCUUCCCCGCCAGGCCCCCCAAGGAUGCUGUGGCUGCUGUUCCUGACCCUCCCCUGCCUGGGGGGCUCCGUGCCUGUGACCCCAGGCCGUGGCCCCAGACAUGAGCUGGUGGGCAUCGUGGGGGGGCAUGACGUCUCAACCUGGAAGUACCCCUGGCAGGUCAGCCUGAGGAGCUACAGGGCGAAACUCGGCCGGUGGAUGCACCACUGUGGGGGGUCCCUCGUCCACCCCCAGUGGGUGCUGACGGCCGCCCACUGCGUCGACUCGCACAACCUGAAGCCCCAAGAUGUCAGGGUGCAAGUGGGGCAGCUGAAACUGUAUGACGGUGACCAGCUGACGAAGGUGAAGCAGAUCAUCCGCCACCCCAAGUACCUCGGGUUUGCCAAGGGUGGCGCGGACAUCGCCCUGCUGCAGCUGGAGGCGCCCCUGACACUGUCUGCUCGCGUCAACGUGGUCGGCACCCCGUCUGCCACGCUGAAGGUCCCCAAGGGGAAGAGGUGCUCGGUGACCGGCUGGGGUAACAUCAAACACAACUUGUCGCUGCCCCCGCCCUACCACCUGCAGGAGGUGGAGGUGCCCAUUGUGGCGAACAAGGUCUGUAACAAGCACUACAGGACAGGUCCAAACAGCAAACCCAUCAAGGCCGACAUGCUGUGUGCGGGGAGCAAGGGCCUGGACUCCUGCCAGGGUGACUCCGGGGGCCCCCUGAUGUGCAGCUGGAAUGGCACCUGGGUCCAGGUGGGGAUCGUGAGCUGGGGCAGAGGGUGUGGCCUUCACAACUUCCCGGGGGUGUACAUCCGAGUGAUGAGCUAUGUGUCCUGGAUCUACCAGUAUGUCCCUCGGUCCCCGGGGCCCUAGCUGGGGCCAGGUGACCGCUACUGGAGCGGCAGACCCCCAAUCUCCGUCUCUCCGCACCUGCCAGCAGGGCUGGAGCUGGGCAGGGCAGGGCACCCCAGAUCCUGUCAUUAAACAGUGUGGAAGUGGCA